GUUUCUACUGCGGCUGGGCACCGGUUCUGCUCCAGCGUCGGCCUGCGCUCCAGCUGCGCCCGGCCCGGCCCCGGCCCGGCUCGGCCCGGCCCUGGCCUCCGAGCGAAGGCGCCGCUGCCGCCUGGGCCGCUCCCAGGGCCAUGAGGAGGCGGCGGCAGACACUGCGGCCCGCGUCAAGGUGACCGGCCGGGACUGCAGCGGCAUCCGCGGCGGGAGCGGGCGGGCUUCUCCAGGCAGGUUAUGUCCCCGGCAGAGGCGGCCCUGAAGCUCCCUGUGGCCUGGAGACUAUGUACAAGAGGAAUGGUCUGAUGGCUAGCGUGUUGGUCACCUCCGCCACUCCACAGGGCAGCAGCAGCUCAGACUCUCUGGAGGGCCAGAGCUGCGACUAUGCCAGCAAGAGCUACGACGCUGUGGUCUUCGAUGUCUUGAAGGUGACUCCCGAGGAGUUUGCUAGCCAGAUCACGCUGAUGGACAUCCCCGUGUUCAAAGCCAUCCAGCCAGAGGAACUGGCCAGCUGUGGAUGGAGUAAGAAGGAGAAACAUAGUCUCGCCCCAAACGUUGUGGCCUUUACCCGGAGGUUUAACCAGGUCAGUUUUUGGGUUGUACGAGAAAUUCUAACAGCACAGACUUUAAAAAUAAGGGCAGAAAUCCUGAGCCAUUUUGUGAAAAUAGCCAAGAAACUUCUAGAACUCAACAACCUUCAUUCUCUCAUGUCUGUGGUGUCAGCAUUACAGAGUGCGCCCAUCUUCAGGCUGACAAAAACCUGGGCUCUUUUGAAUCGAAAAGACAAGACCACCUUUGAGAAACUGGACUACCUGAUGUCUAAAGAAGACAAUUACAAGCGGACUCGGGAGUACAUCCGAAGCCUGAAGAUGGUUCCCAGUAUUCCCUAUCUAGGGAUCUAUCUCCUGGAUUUAAUCUACAUCGAUUCUGCAUAUCCUGCCUCAGGCAGCAUCAUGGAAAACGAACAAAGGUCCAAUCAGAUGAACAACAUUCUCCGAAUCAUCGCUGACCUACAGGUCUCCUGCAGCUACGAUCACCUAACAACCCUGCCCCACGUGCAGAAGUACCUGAAGUCUGUGCGCUACAUCGAAGAGCUCCAGAAGUUUGUGGAGGACGACAACUACAAACUGUCGCUCAGAAUCGAGCCAGGAAGCAGCUCUCCAAGACUCGUCUCUUCCAAGGAAGACCUCGCAGGCCCCUCCACCGGUCCUGCAAGGUUCAGCCGGAGGCCCACCUGCCCUGACACAUCCGUUGCUGGCAGCCUCCCCACACCCCCAGUCCCGAGACACAGGAAGAGCCACAGCCUGGGCAACAAUAUGAUGUGUCAGUUGAGUGUAGUUGAGAGUAAAAGUGCAACUUUCCCAUCGGAGAAAGCGAGGCACCUGCUGGAUGACAGUGUCCUAGAGUCCCGCAGCCCCCGCAGGGGCCUCGCCCUCACCUCCUCCUCCGCCAUCACCAAUGGACUCUCCCUAGGCAGUAGUGAGAGCUCAGAGCUUAGUGAAGAGAUGUCUUCAGGGCUGGAAAGCAGGGGACGUCUCUACGCCACCCUGGGGCCCAACUGGCGGGUUCCCAUUCGGAAUUCUCCCAGAACCCGGAGCUGUGUCUACAGCCCCACUGGCCCGUGCAUCUGUACACUGGGGAGCUCGGCAGCAGUGCCCACCAUGGAGGGGCCUCUGAGAAGGAAAACGCUGCUCAAGGAGGGUCGGAAGCCCGCGCUGUCCUCGUGGACCAGGUACUGGGUCACACUCUCAGGAUCCACCCUCCUGUACUACGGAGCCAAGUCCUUGCGGGGCACAGACAGAAAACACUACAAGUCCACACCUGGCAAAAAGGUCUCCGUGGUGGGCUGGAUGGUGCAGCUGCCCGACGACCCCGAGCACCCGGAUGUCUUCCAGCUGAGUAACCCCGACAGAGGCAACGUUUACAAGUUCCAGGCUGGCUCCCGGUUCCAUGCGAUCCUGUGGCACAAGCACUUGGACGACGCGUGUAAAAGCAACAGGCCUCAGGUACCUGCAAACCUUAUGUCAUUUGAGUAAGUCUCUACAGAACUUGGCGUGACUUCGGAGGCUUCCGGGAGCCCCACCUGGGACUGGUGGUGAGCGCAAGUCCUGGGCAUGGGCCAUCGGCCAGGGUGCUGGGAGACUGACGGCUGGACUCCAGGGGCUGUGGCCUAUGGCCUCAUGGUCCAGAGGCCCCGCCAGUGCAGGGGCUGCCGCCACUCCCCAGUGACUGUCGUGACACCCAUUCAGCAGCUACACCCGCACUCCCUCUCUGGGCCUCGUCCAUCCUCCAGCUGCUGCUGCUGCUGCUGCUGCUGCGACUCGAGAGCCCUCGGCCCAUGUUGGGUCCCCAGGGCUUUCUCCUGCUCAAGAGAGUGGACAGUGUCAACCUGUGUGAGGGGCAGGAGAGCAGGGACAGGCUGUGGGACUGGCUCUUCACACCCCAAGUGCAUGGGGUUGCUCGCCCACAGGGCUUCCUCGGAUUUUGUACGACCCAGAAGCUCCCUCUGCGUGUGCGUGCCAUAUACAUGUGUGUGCAGGCGAGUGUGAACUCUUCAAGAAACAUGCAUUUUGGCACAAGACUCGUGACAUCGCUCAUUCAUUGGCCUGGAGGCCCUGCUUUAACCUUCAGUGACAGCCUUGUCCAGCAAGAAAGGUCGAAUGAGAGCCCAGACCCCUCCCGUGUUAAGGGUCCCUUGCAUUCUUUUACUGUAAACAAACAAUGCCUUAAACCGUGUCUCGUUUUCUGUUCCUAUGGGUGCUAUUCAUCUGGAAGGCCUGCCUCCUGGGCCUGGGUCCCUUCCAGGCUUGUUGGUGUCAGCUCUUCUGAGACAGGACCCGGCUUCAGGACUGCGGACUGGGCCACUGGCCUGCUUGCUUCCUCCCACGCCCUUCCCUCAGGGUCUGCAGGCCCUUCUCUUCCCUCCCCUCCCACCUCGCCCACUCAGGAGGCUGGGGCAGCCCUCCUGUUUCUCAGCCACAGCUCGGAAGCCGCCGUGCUCACAGCUCACUGCUGCACCACCUCUGCCUGCGGUGAGCCAAAGCUUCCGCUCCUGACGCCUCACCCCUCUGCCUCCACUGCCAGGGCGGGGCCCGGCCCGCUGGGGCCCCUGAUUACACCAGGGAGCUGAGUGACACUGAGGCCUUAGGCUCCCCCAGUAUUGCCCCCAAUCCAGUCACCAGCAAGUUCAAGGGCACAAUUGUUGAUGGCCAUGGUGACAAGAGAGCAAAGCCCUAGGGAGUGAGUGGCCGGGCUCUGUACUCAGUUAUGAGCUCAUCACAUGAACAACAUCCUAUCUGUCACUGUCAUAUUUUUGAGUGACUUUUGUUUUGCACAAAUACAUUUUUAUUCAAAAUUAUGAAUAAAAAUUAACUUUAUUUAUGGUAGCUUUAUCAGCAUGUCUUCCCCUCCCCGCUCUAAUCUGGGCAUCUUAAUUCUGAGAAGGAGACCCUAAGACGGUGUUUGGAGAGAAGCCGUCUCUGAGUCCUUGUUGCUGUCACAGCUCCGUCGCUCCCACCAAUCAGACGUCAGACCACCCAGAGGUUUCCGGGCAGAUGCUCCAGAGCGACGUCUCAGCCGGUACGUGGUGAUGGGUCAGCUGCAAGACAACCAAAGGACCCACCAGUGUGUUCUGACCCAAUGAUGACAACGUUUCUGAAAAUGUGAAUGAGUUGGUGAGGAAAGGUUGUCAUCGGGGUCUUUUUCUGUGGUCGAGCCUCGCUGGGCUCAGUAAUGAACCCUCCUUUGGAGCAAAGUCUAGAGUGCUUCCGUGCCAGGAGAAACCACAGUGGUCAAGGUGAGGCCAUCACACCGUGGCCCACGGCACCAUGUACACACCCCCGCAGCCGGGGUCUGGGUGCACGCACCUGAUCCACAGUGACGGUGAGAACCAGCCUCCGGAGGCUGGAUGAAGACACUGAACACGCCAAACAUCUCUCACCAGAACCAGACAUUUGGCUCGAACCUGCGUUCAAUCUGAUUCUGCCUGUUGAUUUUUUAAGUCUCAGGUUUGGAUGAACAUGUAAGAACGGAACAUCAGCAACAUAUUUUCCUUGAUUUUUUCCCAUUCUUCAGUUGUCCUGGGUUUUCUCACAUGAAAUAGUAUAGAUGUCAGUCCAAAAACCUCAGAAUUUCAGGCUCCACUAAGUCAGAUAUUUUUUGCCUUUUACAAAUUUUUCUUCUCUUCCACAAAUGUUUUCUUCUCAGCCCAUUUUGAAAUAGCACAAUCGCUAUUCUUCUCAAAGUGUUUGUUAGUCUUUUCACUAAUUGACACUGAUCCCACAUCCCCUCCUAGAAAUAUUCUUAGGUUGGAUUCUUGAAGAAUCUUUGAAGACCUCGUUGGCAAAGUCCCUGUAGACCUGGUACAAACCUUGAACUACAGGAGAGUCCUGGAGAUGAGCCGAGAGACCCUAGGCACCCCCAGCAGGGGCUUGGGGCCAAGCAUCUAAGUGAAGUGCAGAUUGGCUUCCCAGCGUUGGAGGCUGGGCCCGAAGGGGCCAGGCACAAAGCCCAGGGGAGAAGGUCCACGGGUGGAUUCUGACCUCAGAGGGAAGCAUUUCUGGCUUUUGCUGUAUGUCCAUAGUGCACAGAUGUUUGUGAAACCAUUGAAGAUGGUAUGUCUUGCAUGCAUAGGCUAUAUCUUUUUUUUUUUUUUAAGCAAACAGGUCACGACAUCCCCAAAGGAAACUUACAGAAUGCUUUCUACAGACGGGAGUAGGUAGCUAGUUGGUGUCAUUACAAUGCCCAAGAACAGCUCUCUCACCUCUUCCUGGGAGUACUUUUCACCCCUUUCCAUCAAACGUGUUUUGUAACUCAAGGUCAGCCAAGUGCAUUCUGAUGACUGAAAUACUUCCUGGAGGAUUGGUUUGACAGACAGCAGUAGAAACUGUUCUGAGCAUGCUCAGUGAAAAAGUGUGUUCUCUUCUUCCCUGAGGAAGCCCAGUCAUCAUCCUGUCCCACCGUGGAACCUAAAAAGGAAGAUACUUGAAGGGAUUCUGUUUGGAAAAGAACCCCACUCUCUUGCCAACUGAAUUUAUAAAGCAUUUCUUUUCUUGCCAAGAUGGCCAGUAUUUCUUUCACCAUCUUCCUCCCACCCCCGAAGCCCAAGGCGUGCACCUGUUAGGACGCCAUCUGACAGGUGGAGCCUCGAGGUCCUCCCACAUCGCUGAGGCUUGUAGUCAGAUGAACGUGGCCAAAAACACAGCCUCACUUUCAGUGAUUGCAUAAGUGACUUUAAUCAGCCCCACAUCACACUGGCAUGUGGGGUGAUUUCAUGUUUAAGAAAGAAAAAAAAUUAACGAGCCCCUUUGAAAGAACAGAGCCUCUGUGCAAAACCACCCAUUCAUUCAUUUGCUCACUUCACUAGUGAGUGUUUUCUGUGUGCCAGGCUCUCCCCGGGGUUUUAAAGGACUGAAAGCAAGAGAGACCAAUCCUGCCCUCAAUGAGCUGACCACUCAUCAAACACACAGCCCUCACACUGCAUCUCCUCCAGCAAACCUCUGCCCGUCUUCCCAGAACCGAGGACACACCCUGCGCAGGUUCCUCUGCAGAGGCUUCGAGAGGCUCCACAGACUGAACAGCCUCUUGAUCUGAGAGUUCAGGGGCAAUGAGGACUCGCUGGAGCCUCUGUUGGUGCAGAAUAGGCAGGCGCGGUUGGGCACUCAGAGGACUCUGAGGUGGAAUGAGAGCAGGGUCAGCAUGUUCACAGUAUUUACUUGAGAGGUUGUUUUGGCUUUAAUUUCAUGUUAAAUGCAAGCACAGCGUGAGCAAGAGCUGCAUUUCCAGAGUGUUGAGACCCCGAGCCGUGGACCACCUCGCAGGCUGUGCAGCGGGGUGCACACCAGAGGCAGCCCCAAAUCCCUGUCUGCAGCAGCAGCGCCAUGGAGCAUCGUUUGUUCUGUACCCAUUAAUGUGUCCACCCAUUUCUGAGCAACUGUGAACAUUCAAUAAUGAAACAAUAGUGAUUAAUUUAUUGUGUGGUGUAAUCUUUAAAUAAAUUUUGUGCCAAAAUGCAUGGUUUUUCACUUAGCAUUAAAAAUAUUGCAUAGAGAGUAUUUUAAGUACCAAUUUCUUAUGUAUUCCUCAAAGUAAGUUGAAAAUCAGUUUCUACCUUUUACUCCUUUUCUCGUUGCCUCUGUUGCCCUCUCUCAGGCUGUCGCUCCCCAGCAGACCCCUGCAUGCGGUUGUGUAAGGACUUUCUCUAAUUCUCGCCAAGUGUCUCACCCACCGUAACACUGGACAUCAGCUCCCUGGGGUUCUUUAGAUUUUGGUGAAGUAUUUUGUUACCUCGGUCUUGUAUCAAGUUGCUGUAUUUUUCAGCUUGUUACAUUGAUAAUAAUUGUUUCACUAAUUAAAUACUUUAAUGUACAAACAUCUUUGUUUACUU
This is a messenger RNA of Artibeus jamaicensis (Jamaican fruit-eating bat), 6388 nucleotides long. RefSeq names its product Ral GEF with PH domain and SH3 binding motif 1 (gene RALGPS1). Bases 288 to 2039 code for a protein of 583 amino acids. Gene Ontology annotation, cellular component: plasma membrane. The transcript has 20 exons. Lineage: Eukaryota; Metazoa; Chordata; Mammalia; Chiroptera; Phyllostomidae. The record is from RefSeq and is a predicted model, not a curated record. Gene Ontology annotation, molecular function: guanyl-nucleotide exchange factor activity. Gene Ontology annotation, biological process: positive regulation of GTPase activity; Ras protein signal transduction.